This is a messenger RNA of Rhizophagus irregularis DAOM 181602=DAOM 197198, 2276 nucleotides long. RefSeq lists its product as uncharacterized. Gene Ontology annotation, biological process: long-chain fatty-acyl-CoA metabolic process; long-chain fatty acid metabolic process. The record is from RefSeq and is a predicted model, not a curated record. Gene Ontology annotation, cellular component: plasma membrane; lipid droplet; endoplasmic reticulum. Lineage: Eukaryota; Fungi; Glomeromycota; Glomeromycetes; Glomerales; Glomeraceae. Gene Ontology annotation, molecular function: long-chain fatty acid-CoA ligase activity.
UAAGGUAAUAUCAUAAAUAUCAUUUAAAAUAUAUAUAUAGUGUUCUAAUGAAAAAGCGCUGAAGUUUUAUUACAUUUCUUUAAUUAAUAUAUAAUUUUAUUUUCGGAAAAAUGGAAAAACAAUUCAGUAUUGAGGUUGGUCCAGAAGAUGAAAGAACCCGUCGUUCUAUUCUUUCUCCUAAUGAGCUUUUGAGCACUCCUGCUGAUAAGCUCAAUACCCUAUAUGACGUACUACAAUACAGCGUCAAAACUCAUGGUACUAAAAAUGCUUUUGGCACAAGAGAAAUUGAAAAAAUAGUUGAAGAGGAAAAAGAAAUUACUAAAAUAGUAAAUGGUGUAGAAACUAAAGAAACAAAGAAAUGGAAAUAUUUUCAGCUUUCUGGUUUUAAUUGGUUAAGUUAUGAAGAAGCUGCAAAAGAAGCUGGAAAAAUCGGUUCUGGGCUAGUGAAAUUGGGCCUUCAAAAAGAUGCCAAAGUGACAAUUUUCGCUUCAACUAGCGCUAAUUGGAUGCUCGUAACACAAGGUUGUUUUACUCAGGGUUUAACUAUUGUUACUGCAUAUGAUACACUUGGUGAGGAAGGUCUUCUUCAUUCAAUGAAUGAAACAGAGGUUCAUGCCAUGUAUACCAAUGCUGAUUUGCUUCUUAUGGUAAAAAAUAUUGCUGGAAAAUGUCCUACACUUGAGCAUGUGAUAUACGAUGGUGAAGCAAAGGGAAAUAUUUUGGAAGAAUUAAAGGCUGAACAUCCUAACCUUAAACUUUAUACAUUGGACGAAUUAAAACAAUUGGGUGAAAAUAAUCCAGCUGAUUCAAAUCCUCCAUCACCAGAUGACUUGUGUUGUAUCAUGUACACAUCUGGAAGCACAGGAAACCCAAAAGGUGUUUUAUUAACUCAUUCAAAUUUAGUUGCUGCAAUUGCCGGUAUUAAUGCAAUGCUUCAACCUAUUGUUCGACCUGAUGAUGUUCUCCUCGCUUAUCUUCCUCUUGCGCACGUUCUUGAAUUUGCUGUAGAAAAUGUCUGUAUAUUCUGGGGCAUACCAAUGGGUUAUGGUACACCACGUACAUUAACUGAUUCGUCGGUACGCAAUUGUCUCGGAGAUAUACGUGAGUUGAAGCCAACUUUAAUGACAGGUGUACCAGCUGUAUGGGAAUCUAUUAGAAAAGGAGUUUUAGCAAAGGUUCACUCUGGAAGUCCAACAGUACAAAAGGUAUUUAGUGCUGCUUUCAAAGCAAAAGGUUGGCUAAUGGAUAAGGGCUUGCCAACUAAACUUUUGGAUGCUGCAGUAUUUAAUAAAAUUAAACAACAAACUGGUGGUCGAUUGAGAUAUGCUUUGUCCGGUGGUGCACCAAUUUCUAAAGAAACACAAGAAUUCUUGUCCAUUGCAUUGUGUCCGAUUUUGCAGGGUUAUGGUAUGACCGAAACUUGUGGAAUGUGUACAGUUAUGCCACCUGAACAAUUUGCAUAUGGAAGUGUAGGUUCACCAGUGCCUUGUUUGGAGAUUAAAUUAGUUGAUGUACUAGAAGCUGGUUAUACAUCUAAAAAUACUCCUAACCCUCAAGGUGAAAUUUGGAUUCGUGGGCCAGUUAUCACUAAAGGAUACUAUAAAAAUGAAAAAGUGACUAAAGAAACGUUAACUGAUGACGGCUGGCUUCAAACUGGUGAUAUUGGAGAAUGGCUUCAAAAUGGUACUCUAGCUAUUAUUGACCGUAAGAAAAAUUUGGUGAAGCUUUCUAAUGGCGAAUACAUUGCCCUUGAAAAACUUGAAUCCGUUUAUAAAUCAACACUUUACGUAUCAAACAUUUGUGUUUAUGGCGAUUCAUACCAAUCUCGUCCAGUUGCUUUGAUAUUUCCUACUGAAGCUCGUCUUCAGGAACUUGCAAAGGAAAAGAAUUUAGAAAACUUGAAUUUUGAGGAAUUGUGUACAAAUAAAGAGAUAAAAUCUGCUGUUCUUCAAGCUUGUAUCGGACAAGCCAAAAAAGCAGACUUAAAACCUGCAGAAAUACUUACUGAUAUCGCAUUAGUACCUGAUGAAUGGACUGCUCAAAAUGGUCUUUUAACCGCCGCUCAGAAAAUUAAACGCAAAGAUAUCCAACAAAAAUAUCAGAAAGAAAUAGAUCAUAUGUAUGGAAAAUCAUAAUUUAGAUAAUGGAUUUUUCUAUAACCAUGGAAUAAUUAGUAAUAACUUCAGCCAACUUAAUUAUAAAAAAAAUAUUUUCUCAUUUUUAUUAAAAAUAAAUAAAUUUUAGUAAUUUAACGUCUUGGUUAUUUUUUUUAUUUU